Molecule: messenger RNA, 582 nt
Organism: Pseudocercospora fijiensis CIRAD86
Lineage: Eukaryota; Fungi; Ascomycota; Dothideomycetes; Mycosphaerellales; Mycosphaerellaceae
Exons: 1
Coding region: 1-582 (193 amino acids)
Molecular function (GO): ubiquitin-protein transferase activity
Source: RefSeq, a predicted model, not a curated record
AUGUUCUCACAGGCCUUCCCAGGAUGGAAAGUGGCCAAAACAAGUGAGGAUUCGAUAGCGGUGACGCCCGAGAACAAGAAUGAGUACGUGGAGACGUAUGUCGACUGGCUCUGCUACAUUUCGGUCCGUCCUCAAUUCGACGCAUUCCUGAAAGGGUUCCAUGAAAGCCAACUCUUUCCCGAGGGAGCCUUGUCUAUUCUCGGACCAAGCCUCCUCAAAUCAUACAUCGAAGGCACCGACACUUUCGACCUGAACGACUUGAAAGCCGCCACACGAUACGAUGGUUACGAUGCCAAAUCGAAAUACAUACAAAAUUUCUGGAGAGUCGUCGCAGCCUGGCCCGAGGAGAAACAGAAGCAGCUGCUGAAAUUUGUCACAGCCGCAGAGAGGAUACCGAUCACAGGGGUCAAAAAUCUGGUCUUUAUCAUCAAGAAGGCCAAUGUGGAGAACUUAGAGAACCUGCCGACGAGCUCGACAUGUUUUGGGACUUUGAUGUUGCCCAGGUAUGCAAAUGCGGAUAUAUUGCGAGAGAAGCUAGGGUUAGCAUUGAAGUUUGGGACUGAAGGUUUCGGAACUGGAUAG